Messenger RNA from Empidonax traillii (willow flycatcher), 2366 nucleotides. It is a transcript of the gene CFAP418, whose product is annotated as chromosome unknown C8orf37 homolog. Gene Ontology annotation, cellular component: cytosol. Lineage: Eukaryota; Metazoa; Chordata; Aves; Passeriformes; Tyrannidae. The transcript is spliced from 5 exons. Bases 706 to 1200 code for a protein of 164 amino acids. The record is from RefSeq and is a predicted model, not a curated record.
GUUCUGCUUUCUCAAACACAAGAGAAAGAUGGAGCUACUGGAGAGCUUCCGGCAAAGGCCCGUGGAGUAUCUCUUAUAUGAGGAGAGACUGAGAAAGCUGGGACUGUUCACUCUGGAGAAGAGAGGGCUCCAAGGGGAUCUUAUCAAUGUGUGUAAAUACCUGAUGGGUGUAGUAAAGAAGGGGCCAGACUCUCCUCUGUAGUGCCCAGUGACAGGACAACAGGCUAUGGGCACACACUGAAACACAUGAAAUUCCAUCUGUACACAAGAAAACACUUUUUUUACUGUGAGUGUGGUCAAACACGGGGGACAGUCUUCACAGAGAGGUUGUGGAGUCCCAUUCUGUGGAGAUCUUCAAAAUGCAGCUGGACACAAUCAUUGGCAAGCUGCUUAAGCUGACCCUGCUUGGAGAAGAGGAAGGUCCCUUCCAACUGAAAUGAUUCUGUGAUUCUGUCUCACCAGUGCUGAGUAGAGAGGAAGGAUCAUCUCCCUGGAUGUGCUGGCAACAUCCCUCCUAAUGUAGCCCAGGGUGCUGUUGGCCUUCUGUGCUGCAAGGGCACACUGCUGGCACACAGUCAACUUGUUAUCGACCGAAUUUGCCACAGCCUUCUCUGCAGAGCUGCUUUCCAGCUGCUCAGCCCUCAUUGUGUUCUGGUGCAUAAGGGUUAUUCCUCCCCAGGGGCAGGAGUUUGCAUUUCCCCUUAGAUGAACUUGAAAAGAUUCCUCUCAGCCCAUUUCUGCAGUCAUUUGAGGUCCCUCUUAAUGGCAGCACAGUCAUCUGACGUACCAACCACCGUUCCCUAUUUUAAACUGAAGUCUGACUUCACAAGUCUCACACCUGAAAGAAAUAGUGCUAUUGUACAGGCACGUGGGAAAAGAUGCUGUCCAGUGUACCUGGGUGGAAGUGCUUCACCAUCUGGCAUAGGAACAAAUAUUUCAAAAAGAACAUGUGAUCAGCUACGUUGUACUGCCUGUGACUUCCGUGUGUCAGUUUUCAAUGACUACAUCUGGGAUCAGUCCUGUGAUUAUCUCUUUUUCAGGAAUAACAUGCCUGAGCUCAGUAAACUAAGAGCGAAGAUGAUAAAGAAGAAAGGAGCACGAGCAUAUGCUUGUCAGUGCAGCUGGCGAUCCAUUGAUGAAUUAACUGACCUCCAGACAGAGCAGCAGCUUCGGUGGGUUUGUGGUAAACAUGGAGAUUGAAGUCGUCUUGUGUGUGAUACCUACUGUGUGGACACAGGUCAUAAGCUCAAUUUGUUUCCUAGUUUCCUGAGAACAGGUGGAAACCUGAAUACUUAUAUCUAGAAAUAGAUUAUAAUACCCAGAUUUCAACCUGAAAACCUGUUUUUUCAGUUUAACUAUCUUACAAGCAAUGUGGAGAGUUGAAUUAUUACAAGAAACAAUUUUGAGGCUUUCUGGAAGUUAAGUGAUGUUAAAGCUCAUACUGAGUAGUGUUAAAGGAGAAGAUGAAAUAAUACACCUGGGCAUGGGCAAAAUACCUUGAUACUGUUCCUCAUAUCUAGCAGAGAGCCUUAUUUCCCGUAUCUGCAGAAUCUUGGAUUCAAAAUGGUGGGUUGAGACACAGCCAUGACACACAAGCAUAUGAAUUUCAGCAUGGAAAUUAAUCCCGCUCUUCCACUUUGCUCAUUGCUGGUAAAGAGCAAGUGGUUGUUGCUCUCUUAAAAAAUUACUGUGGGAUCAGCUCUCACCUCAAAGGUUUCAGCGCACCCCAGAACUUUACUUUCUUUUACCCACCAGAAACCAAAAACUACAGGUGCUGAAAAUUUUCUUCCAGUUCCUACUGCUCUCUUCAGAGCACUUUCCUCUGACUAAGCACUUUUACGACAAUGAAAUUUUCCUCAGCCUUCACUGCAAGAGGUGAACAAGUUAUUGUUAAUUAUUAAAUACCGUGCAAUUUUAAAGAUAUUCCAAAGAGUAUUCUGUCAACAUUUUCAAGGGAAAAAGACUCUGGCUUUUAAGAGUGAGAAAAUAUAUAUCCCCACUAAUGUUCAAAUUUAGAUUUUAUUUCAGUUUCACAUAGCUUUCCCUUCAGCUUCUCCUUAAAAUACAAUGUAUUGAGAAAGUGUAAUUGUCCUGUUUCAACUCACUUCCUUCCACCAGUAAUAUUGUUACUUGGUGAAUCAUCUUGCUUACAGUCACUGUCACUAUAGUUUAUGAGCUCUUUCUUUUCAUUAUUUAUAAAUAACACAGGAGAUAGACUUGAAUUUUAUGCAAGGAGAGAGGAAGGAAAGGACUACCAGUCCUGUCACUUACUGCAUUUGAAAGUGUCUCAGAAUGGGUAGUCUGUCAAUAUUUUUGCUAUGCAAUAUGUGUAUCUGUACAGAUAAAUUCGAGAUUAUUUACUUUGA